Molecule: messenger RNA, 6993 nt
Organism: Musa acuminata AAA Group (dessert banana)
Lineage: Eukaryota; Viridiplantae; Streptophyta; Magnoliopsida; Zingiberales; Musaceae
Product: protein GRIM REAPER-like
Exons: 1
Coding region: 3935-4357 (140 amino acids)
Source: RefSeq, a predicted model, not a curated record
AUUACUCGAUUUUUCCCCUUGUUUAUUCAAAAUUAGAUGAAACUAGCACAUUUUUAGAGUCCAGAGGAAAUGGGUUUUCCCUAAUCUGCGGAAAGAAGAUCCCUUUCUUUGGGUGGAAAUCCUUGUCCCUUUUGUGUAUUUAGGUUUAGAGUGUCCAUAAUUAUCUGCAACUUAUGUAAGAUAGCCCUAGAUAUAUUGUGAUUGUUUUGGGAAGUCAAUUGGAAUGCUUGUUCUUGCGAUUGAAGGGUUUGGACAAGUGUUUAAGACGGUCAUUUUGACAAAUCCUUUUUUAAGUUGAUAAGGCAUACGGUGAGGAGUAGGGGAACCAAUGAUAUUAUAGAUCCGUCGGGUCUUACCCUAAGAGAUGCCUUUUGAAGCUCACGAGCUCCGAAUGGGUAAAAUCGUAUGGAUACGCCCAUCGCCCAAAGUAGAUAAUACCUCGAAAGCCUACGGGCCACACCAUUGGUGGAUCGACCAAAUGUUCCCUCAUUAGAAGUGAAUUAGUUCCUUUAGAUGAAUCAACAUCAAAAUCUUUGGGCUUCAAAUCAAUACUCAAGUAUUUCUUAAAGAAAUCCUGUUAUACUGUAAGACCCAUCAUCUGUUUUUGAUAUGCUGUAGAACCUAAGUUUCUCUAGUUAGGCUGAGACAAUAAAUCUCAAACCUUAGGCCAGAAUAUGAUUUCUAUUCUUGACAUAUUGCUUAAACCCAACACUUGCGAUUUUGAAUUCAUCAUUGAACACAUGACCCACCAUUCUGAUAUCUUCUUAAAUUUUUUAUCAAUAUUACUGCAUCUAUAAACUAAAGUCAACAGAUGAAACAUAAUCUGAUUUAUAUUCUUCACAAUUUAUGAGAAAAAAAGGAGCUUUUUAUUAUUUAACUUGUGGUCACGUUUGGAGAUUUCAUCUUCCACACUCCUGAGUCUUGACUGUGCUGAUGGCAGAUCUUGCCAUCCCUGUAGAAUUUGAGCUGGGGUGUUGACCAAGCUGGAGAUCUACUUUUCCUUUGAUACAUCCACACUCCUUAGUACUUUUGGAACACUGAAACCAGACUGCACUCUGUUCAGUUCUUUCUUUUGACAUUCUUGUGGAUGACAUGAUGAGAUGAAUCCAAGAAGAUGCUUUUGCAUAUUUUCUGGUGUUUGGGUGUUGGAUGAUAGCUAAGUUGAGAAAUCUAAUAGAAAACAUGGCAAGGAUUGCCUGAUCUGAGUGUUCUCUCCAAAAUAUGGGCAGACUUCUGAACACAUGCAUUUCCACUUUGCUGUUCAAUCUAUAUAUAACACUUUGUUGAUGUUCACAAGAAUGCUUUUAACUUCGUCAAAAUCAAGGUCGAACAUCAACUGAGAAAGAUGCAGAAUGGAAAUCUCCUCAAGUUUAAUACAUCUCAAUUGAAUACAUUGCUUGCUAUCAUAAAUCAUUGGCAUCUAUUACAAACUCAAACUUUUGGAAGACAGAGUAUGGCAAACAUAUAAUAUCAGAGCCUUUAGAUCAUAUCGUUCUUAGUCACUGCACUAAAAAGACUUAACCCAGUGAAAGCCUAAUAAUUAAUAGAUCAAAGUUGGUUAUCUAUGUGGUUUGACCCAGGUCUUUCAAGUGUGUUGAAACCUCAGUUUAGUUCUCUCUCUCUCUCUCUCUCUCUCUCUCUCUCUCUCUCUCUCUCUCUCUAUGCGUUUGGAGUUUGUGGGGCUAUAUGCCAAUGUAUCUCAUUUGAACAAUAAGUGAUGCAUGGCUGAAGGGAUUUGCUCAGAAUCUCCUUCAAAGUAAACUCUAAAAUAAUAUCAAAAGAUUAGAGAUUUGGGAGACAGAGUCUGGUUCUGAGUUAUUAACUUUCUAAUGCUGAAGUCAUAUUAGCAGUUUCGUCAAGGUGAGAGAGACUAAAACUUCAAGGUUUCCUAUAAAAAUUCCUCAAGCUGUAUCUUAGAACCUCAAAGGUCAACCGGGGGAGAUUUUUGAAUUGGCAUGCUUGAUCCUUGCACUAAGUAAAUCAAAUAUUCAUAGUUUAAGAUCUGAGAGGAGUUUUAGAAUGAUGACUGAGUUCACCAGUACAAGAACAAGAGAAAAGGUCAUAUAGGUGUCAGACAGCAACAUCUAAUUAGACUUGCUUGCUACCACCCUUCAUGUUGUUUCUCAGCGUCUUAAAGAUGCUUUCUCUACACCAUUUUUUUAUUGCAUGCUUUAGUUGUCGUAUCAUAUGGAUUUUUAAUAAUUGGCUUAAUUUGGAUGGGUAUUUUAUUUUUUAGAAAAAUAUUAAUAUGUGAAAUGAAGAUCACAAGAGAGUUUAAAAUAGGCACACAUUACUAUAAAUUGCAAGAGUCCCAUGACAACUUAGCAUUUAAACUUUUGGAUUAUAUUAGUGCUCAAUCAUAUAUAUUGGCCUUUACCAGUUGUCUCGGGACUAUUUAUUUAGGACCUUGAACGUAGUAUCAAGAGGUUGAUUGUCAAGAGAGAGAGAGAGAGAGAGAGAGGAACGAUUACUCCGAUUACUCAAGUUGGCUGUAGGCGAAUAAGUCAUGUGAUAGGGAGACGAUCAACAUUUUCAGAUCCUUUUAUAUUGUGAUAAUAAUGAAGCUUACAAAUAAACCUCCAUUGUCCUUUAAGUUUCUAUUUAUCCCCAAAAGAAACUUCACUAGCCAAAAUGUUUCACAAAUUAGAUGGUUAAUGUCCUUUCAUGGUUUUUAGGAUUUUGACGGUUAGUUAGACUUUGUGACAUAGAUUGUUCUAUGUAAAGUCACUAAGAAAGAAAUAUAAAUCUAGUCAAGCUACAUCUCAUUCAAGCAACUGGCCAUCUAAUGUAAUUAAGCUUAUAGAUAACUUGAGCUUUGAACUUAGCCAAGUUCAUAUAGAAAAAAUGAUAUGUAGUUGUGUGAUCAACUAAGUUCAGAAUAAUCAAAUCUAUAGUACCGAAGUUUGGUGAUAUUAAGUUCUUAUAAGUUUUCUUGGAAACUUCAGUAAUAGGUUUUUUCCUUUUUCAUGCCAACUUUGUUGCUUAUUCUUUUAGGGUUGUAUAUUUUCUGACUUGGUUGCUUCUUCUCGCGUGAUUAUAGAUCUUGGGAUGGUAAUAUUCUAUACGCUACUACUUGCAAUUACAUGUCAAAUCAAACAAAUCUUGAGCCUUAAUUUGCUUUUUUAGUCAGCUUCUUUACUCUUCAAGCUAAGCUUUCUGAGACUAACCAGCAGUUCAUGAUCUUGAAUGACCAGCCUAUUCUCCUUGAACUUAAAUGUCUGUAAUCAUCAUCAUCAUCAUCAUCAUCAUCAUCAUCAUCAAGCUUGAGCAAGACCUACUCCUUUACUCUCUAAUGCCCAGGUUUUCAGAACCCUACAUAUCUAUCUAUCAACACUUUCAUCUAUUUCGAGAACUCAAAUGACCUUGCAACUUGUGCUGUGGCCCUAACACUGUCACAACACGUCGUAGAAUCCACUAUAUCUUUCGUUAACCGCGUCCUCAUUGCAAAACCACCAAUCCCAAUCCCCAAAUUUAAUGAUCCGAAGAAGAAAAUGUCAACAUAUCCCCUUCCCCGAUCCAAGACUACGCUAUUCCCGCCGGAAAAGUGGAUCACAUUUGUAGUACCAAGAACAGCAUCAGAGUCAUCGUCAAGCAAACCUCAUUUUCCAUAAUGAUACUAAUUCACCAUCCCAUCAGAUCUAUCAAUUAAUGUUUCUAAUCUCGAUGCUUGCACUUUGUGAAUACUCUUUUGACUUGAAGCGAGGUUGUGCAAGUGCGACCAGCGCAAACAGCCUCAUGUGCUUCCUCUUAAUGAGCUCGCAUUUCUAGGAGCCAAAGCUGGCAGUGUAGACCAACGGCGGCGAGACCAUGGGAUGUGAGGUCGUGGGUUGUGGACGUGAAUGCAUGGUUUCUUUAUGCCGUUCCUCUCGUUCAUAUACCGAGAUCUGUAACCCUUACCUCACUCGAGCAAGAGGGUGAGAGAGAGGAGGAGAGAAUGGCCACCACCUGCCUCUCUCCCCGGCGUCUGCUCGUCACCCUUCUCCUGCUCGCUCUCGCGUCGGUCACACCACAACGUAGCGACGCGGCUGAGGUCAGGGUUCCGCGUGCACGGACUCGAUUCCUGGCGCAGGAGGCCGUGAAGAAGGGCGACCGGUGCGACCCGGUCACCAACAACAGAUGCUCAGUGCUGCAGGCCAAGGACGGCACGCAGCUCCUCUACUGCUGCAAGAAGCACUGCCGCAACGUGCUCAGCGACCGCAACAACUGCGGCGCCUGCGGCGUCCGGUGCGGCUUCGGGCAGUUGUGCUGCAAGGGGAAGUGCACCGCCGUGGCCUACGACGUCAACAACUGCGGCAAGUGCGGCACCGUGUGCCAGCCGGGGUUGCGAUGCGAGUAUGGUAGUUGUGGCUAUGCCUGAUCUUGAGCUAGGAACUGCAUUCUUCUUCUUCUCUGCGAGAUGUAGAUUACAGUCUCUCUCUCUCUCUCUCUCUCUCUCUCUCUCUCUCUCUAUAUAUAUAUAUAUAUAUAUAUAUAUGGAUUAAGGUGGUUUGGAGUGGGGAGUGAGAGGACGAUGGAUAGAAUCUUACUGUCCACUAAAACAACUUGCUCUCUACUUUUUCUUGCUUCUGUGAAGGGUUUAGCACAGGAUGUAUACCAAUCCUUUGUAAACAAGCAUAAUAAUUUCUUCUUCUUGAGCAAUGAUUCGGUUUAGUGAAUGCUUUGAUUAGGUUAUUUUCCAUGUAAUUCUUAACAACAGUGUUAAGGACAUACUUUAUGUACAUCGAGUAGUAGACACAAGACACCAUGGACCAAAAAAUUACUAUUUUUAUUCUUAGUUUAGACCACCCAUUUUGGACAACUGAUAUAAAAUUUGUCUGCAGUCCUGACUUUUUAUUAUUUUUUAAAAAGAUUUGGAUGGUUGAAAUGGAAGAAUGAGACUUGAUGGAUGGUUGGGUGGGCCUUGGACACAAAGGUUAUGUUCUAGGCUGCAAAGAUUUACUUGUUUUUUAUAAGCAUACUACAACAUCAGAUAUUGGUCAAUAUUUACAUUCUUUUUCACGAUGAGGAUAGGAUAUACUUCAAUUUAGCUAUUUUUUAUAUAUAUGUUUGAGCUAUUGAAAACCAAUAGAUAAAUGCAAGAGAAAAUUUAUCAUGUUUUAAUUGAUCAGAAAAUAUCAUAAUUCUUCAAAUGUAUAUAGUUAGAUAUCCUUAACCUAUAUGAAUUCAUCACAAAUUGGAUUUGCAAGGUUUGAAAUCAAAUGCAAGGUAAUCUAUAACAAGGGUGCAAAGAACUCCUCCACCUAUAUGAAUUCAUGACAAAUUGGAUUUGUGAAGGAUUGAAACAAAAUGUAAAGAUCUAAGGUGCAAAGUACUUCCUCUGUAUGUAUAAACUAAUGGAAAUCCUUAACCUAUACGACUACAUGACAAAUUGGAUCUGUGAAGGUUUGAAAUGGAAAGUAAAGAUAGCUACAAUAAAGGUGCAGAGUACUCCUAUAUGUAUGAACUGAUCAGUAGAUAUUGAAGACUCUUUGUUGCAUAUCACAAGCAGACAAUCAACACCAGACAUUAAUAAUCAUGUAAGUAGUAGCUGUUGAUACAUGUUGAUAUAUUGUUGCACAAAGUGAUAGAUCUCAUAUUCAAAUAUACGUGUGAGGGUCAUGUACAUCAUUUAACAUAAUAUUUUUUUAAAAAAAAUAUAAUUAUGUAAGUAAAAUUGGUCCUUUGAUCUCCCAAAAGGUGCCAUGACUUAGGUAUUGGUGCAAUUCCUACACAGAAUUAAUAGAGCAUUUAUUAUUAUCAUAAGCAAUACUGAUGAUCCAUCUCUAAUCUUUAAUCUUUUGCUGAUAUGAUUGAGAAUUAUUAUGUAAUAAAAAGUAUAGGCAAAUAAUCUGAUUUCUUGACAUUUCUUCAUCCUGAUAGAAGAAAAUGGAGGAAUGAAUGGUAAGCAUUCUUAAUAUUUUUAAUAUGGCUGGUGAGCUUGAUGGACAAGGUGGAUCCAAGCUGCUGUCCUUGAAGAAAAGAAUGCAGAUUUACAGAGGAUAGAAAAAAAAAAAAAGUGCCAAAUGAAGGAAGACGAUACCUCACUCUUCUGUGGUAUGAUUGGAGCUUGAUAUCAGCAAGUGUUUGGAUCAGUAGGCAGUAAAUUUCUUGUGCCAGAAGAAUAAAACAGAUUACAGUAUUGAGUGAAUGCAAAAAAAAAAAUCGCAUAUUAUCUCCUGCAAACAUAAGCUCUAAAGAUUAAUCCUACAAAGAGAUAGUCAUCUGGUCCAUUCUAUGUAGGUUUCAUCUCUAUAGGAGAAGCCAACUAGGUUUUCAGUCAUUUCCAUAUCAUUGAAGCAUAAAUAAAUAUCUCUAGCUGCAGAAAGUAAUGUUGUAGACAAACAAUAGCAACAAAAUCAAAUAAUUAUCAUAUUUAACAGUGGACUGUAGAACAUCACAACUAUGAGCUUCCAAUAAUGUUCAGUCAGUGAUUUCCUUUAGAGAGUUACUGAAGGUAAAACAUAUCAGUUUUAUAUGUAUGGAUAUGUCACUGAGAUGGGUGUGCUCUUCAUAUUCUCCUGAGCUCAUUGUAAAGUAGUUGAGAACAACUGAGGUUAUGAAGACAUUUGCAGAUGAUGUAUAGGGAGGGAUCAUCAAUAGAUAAUAUCCAUGAAAAUUAAAAUAGUGCACAAUUAGCAUAUAUAUAUAUAUAUAUGUAUGUAUGUAUUAUCAUCAUCAUCAUCAUCAUCAUCAAGGAAUAGUCUUCGUCUCUGCCCUCCCUCCCAUCAGAGAUCCCAUUGCAAGCAGAAAGGUUCAUCAAAUAAUUUCCUGCUGUCAUGUGUAUCUUCCUCUCCCGUACGUAUCAUGAAUUAUGAUUUCUCAGAAGCAAGUGUUGAGUUGGUUGAUCGGUUCACAUCAACUUGCAUUCGGAAGGGCAAAGGUAUAGUAAGAAAAAUAUAUGUAUUAUAUUUUCCUUGAUGUUAUUUACAUGUGCUACAACUGCUGGGACCAUCAUAUUAGCUCUUUUCCUUGUCUACUCUUUCUUUUUUUGUUGACACUUUUUGCUUGAUUGGA